This is a messenger RNA of Schistosoma margrebowiei, 781 nucleotides long. The record is from the annotation of a GenBank genome assembly. Lineage: Eukaryota; Metazoa; Platyhelminthes; Trematoda; Strigeidida; Schistosomatidae.
AUGAUGAAAGCCUGGCAAUUAGUCGAUAUUAAUGGUGAGGUGAUCAAUGAAGAAGAUAUUUCAAGUGUUGGUUCUGAUUGGUCAUUCAUGCAAUUCGAUCGAGAUGAUGGAUAUCCAAGUCGCCCACAUUCGAUAGCUGGUCGACGAUCAGACACUGAACUUGAAUAUAAAUCUCGUUCACCUUCUGCAAACAGUGAUUAUAACUGCUAUAGCUCUCAUUGUAGUCUGGACAGAUACAAUGAGCCUCCUGUAAGAUCCAAAAAUGCUAAUAAAUCAUCAAAGAACAAACAUUUAACUGGGACUACUCCUGGAAAUACAGUAAUUCCUAUAACAUCAAAAACCGAAAUAUUAAAAUCUCAUCCACGUAAUGGAUUACGACCUGGUCAUAUACAUCAGUCCUCCGCUAGAAAUUCCAAUGGAACACGUCAAGCGUUGGCACGCUGGAAUGCUUGUCGUAAACAAAAUAAUCAUACAAACCUAUGCGUUGAUUCUCAACGUUCCAAAUGUUUACGCCGUGGUCCACUAAUCAAUCAUGGUUUUCAACGUCGUCAAGUUCGUAUGGGAAACGGUGGUCAUAUACCUCAUCAAAGAAGUUAAUAAAAAACUAAGAAAUUAAUUAGUUUUUUGUGAUAUUUUGCUCCUACAACGUUGUAACAGCGGAUAAUUGGUGUUCAGUUUGUUUGUCACACUGAUAUAGUGGCAAUAAUAACUUACAUAUGAUUCUUCUAAAUUACUUAGUGUCUUAGUGUUAUAAAUAAAAAAAUAAACACGAAAAAUAUAC